GUCUUCAAAGUUGUUCAACGAAGUUGUGGGUUUUGAUCGCUAGUGUUUUACCCGUUGGAAUCUUUUAAUUUUACUAAAACUGAUCACUAAGUACUGCUUUGAGGACCGAUUUACGUAUCAAAGAAUUUCUGUUCAGUGAACAUUUAGAUAUUAUGUGACGAAUUCGUUGUGUUCUCGAAGUCAGCUAGUGUAGGAAUGUUGUAAACGUUUUAUUUGAUUUUAAUGAUGUGCGUCAAUUUAACUCAAAAUGAAGAAAAUUAAGGGCAGACUCGUCAAACGAGCUUCUCAGACUCAGUUGAAUAUUGAUUCAAAUGAUGAAUGGUCUAAAUAUGAUGAAAGAUUAUUUGAAUACAUUCAGCAAGAUAACCUUACAAAGCUCAAGUCAACUCUUUUAAAAAAAGGUAUAUCUGUUGUCAAACUCAGCCCAAUUGGAACAACAGCAGUGCAUUUUGCAUGUGAAAAGCAAAAUCCCCAGUGCUUGGAAGUGUUACUGAAUGAGCAGCCAGACCUUUCAGUAUUGGAYAAAACAGGAUGCCAUGCAUUAAGUGUUGCUGCAAAGGUGGGCUCACUGGAGUGCAUGAGACAACUUCUUCAGUACAACUCUGAAAUAAUAACACUGCAAGACUAUCAUAAGAAAACAGCAUUGCACUAUGCAGCUGGCAAAGGCCACUUUGAAUGUGUUCAGUUGCUCCUGGAAAACACAGAUAAUCUGGACAUCAGAGACAAGGUAUCAUUAAUCAACAUCUUGAUUUCAAUGACAUACAGAAGGACAUUGUUUGGACAUGUUAUAACAGCUGUCUCUAUUUCAUAA
Molecule: messenger RNA, 811 nt
Organism: Exaiptasia diaphana
Lineage: Eukaryota; Metazoa; Cnidaria; Anthozoa; Actiniaria; Aiptasiidae
Product: ankycorbin
Exons: 6
Coding region: 248-811 (187 amino acids)
Molecular function (GO): actin binding
Source: RefSeq, a predicted model, not a curated record